Molecule: messenger RNA, 5310 nt
Organism: Colletotrichum higginsianum IMI 349063
Lineage: Eukaryota; Fungi; Ascomycota; Sordariomycetes; Glomerellales; Glomerellaceae
Product: DNA replication factor Dna2
Exons: 8
Coding region: 1-5310 (1769 amino acids)
Biological process (GO): replication fork reversal
Cellular component (GO): cytoplasm
Molecular function (GO): single-stranded DNA helicase activity; 5'-flap endonuclease activity
Source: RefSeq, a predicted model, not a curated record
AUGCCUCUCAAGAAGUCGUACUCGGAGCACAAUCGCUCGUGGCAACGCUCCAAGAGCAACCCAGUCAAUGUCGGAACAUCACGGCCUCUCGCUCCCGUAUCCGACAAGACGAAGAGCAAGCUGAACCAAUUCCAGUUUCAGUCCGUAGCCAAGACCGAGGCUUCAGACCAAGAAAAUGGCACCGAAAACGAAGACGGCAUCCGACAGACUCGAGAUGGCGCCGCCAUCACCCCGACAACGAAGUUGAGCUGGCACGACCUGAUGGAGUCAAACGCGCCCAAAGACCAAGACAAACAAAAGUCACCUAGCGAGCGCAUUCUUUGGAACAAUGAGCGGGACAAGGAUGAUCGAACGUAUGCCGCUGCUCUUUCGCCGAUGAUGCCCCGCAAAGGUCGCAAAAGGGCCAGGAGCUCGUCGCCCAUUUCAUCUCCUGCACCACACACAAAACCUGCUACGCCGACGGUCAAUGUGAAGAAGCUCAGCGAGGCACUCAAGUCGCCACAUGCUGAUCCAACCUUGGAGCUCUGGGAUCGUUUCUCUCUUGCCAACAAUGGCAAUGUAACGCCUCUGGGCAUCACGAACCCGGCUCUCGCCAAUCUGAUGUUUUCAUCGUCUCCGCGAAUCACCAAAAACGCAGCCCCUCUUGCGAGCGACAGCAGCUUACGAAGGGCGAUCAGUUGCGGACUUAAUUGGCCAAAGAGAAGAAGAGUCGACCGCUCGGAUACACCCACACUGACUAGCACUUUGACCCGGGAGACGACCGACAGCUCAAAGAACUCGCUGGUAACGGCGCUGUUAGAUACUGUUACUGGCAGUAUGCACGAAUGCAGCCCGCCACAGGAGUCAGAGCCAUCUGUGGACCAUGAGCCUGAAUCACCAAGUCCCACCAAAAGAAAGACCACGACAACACGGCCUCUAUCGUUCUCGCCAUCACGAAACCCACCGAACCUACUCCCUCAUGCUAACACCACCAACCCUAGUGUUGCAAAAGACCUAGGACUAGAUGUGAAGCCGAAGGCGGUUUCGGCAGAAUCGGACUAUGGCGACGUUGACUUUGACGAGUUCGACGAGUUCGAUGACGACACGUUUCUAGAGCUCGAGGCCAGCAUUAGCCUCUCGAAUUCGAAUCAAGACGCCCUGCAGAGUACUCCAACACCCGCACGCCCUAUUGAAAUUGACCAGCCCUAUCGGCAAGAUGAUACCAACGUGGAUGACGAGUUCGGCGACUUGGAUGACGACAUCUUCGAAGCUGCGGAGAGUAUUAUCGGCAAUGCGGAAUUAAAUGCCGUAUCUCGAACACCGACUGCCGCAGAACCACCUGCUGCGGCAGCCGUCAAUGUCUUGCCGCAAGAUGACCUUGAGGAUGUCUUCGGGGAUGACUUCGGUGGAGACUUCGAUUUCGACGCAGCAGAGCUUGCGGCAACGCAAUCGGCCCAGCAACCCCACACGUCGUCCACAACAGCUACCAGCCAAAAGCCUAAAGCCAUUCAGAGAUAUCUGGUGACCAACGUCUUAGACCACGAUUACACAGACGAGCGUGGGCUGUCCCGGCUGGAAAAAAUUUUGAUUGUUCAGGCCGACAACACCAAGUCCACGAGGACGAUUCAUCUCCGGGGCGACUGGUAUGAAACGCCUGCGCACCCGAAGGCAUACGUACACGUCAUUGGGACGUUUUCGCCGAGUGGUCAAUGUACCAUUGACGAUUCGCACAACAUCUUGAUAUUGCAUCCAGAUCAGUUGAUAUCGGCCACUGUCGUAGCCGAUUCAUUUACCUGCAUACGUCGAGCCGUAUUGCAAGACCGCGUAAAAGCGACCAGUGAGGCGACUGCACCUUUGGUCUACGGCACAAUGCUCCAUGAAAUCUUCCAAGAAGCCCUCAUGGCGAACCAAUGGGAUCUGCGGUUUCUCAGCGGCGUCAUUGAUAGAGUUAUGGAGAAGCACAUUGAAGAUUUGUAUAAAAUAAAGGUCAGCACAAGCAUUGCUAAGGAACAUCUCCAGUCGAAGAUGACGGAGUUGAGUUGCUGGGCCUCGACUUUUGUAGCAUCUCAGCCAAGACCUGACGCUGUUGUACUUGAUCGCAAUGGAAAGAAGGCGAACAUGUGCGUCAGCAAGCUGCUCGAUGUCGAGGAACACGUCUGGUCACCCAUGUACGGACUCAAAGGCAACAUUGAUGCAACCGUGCAAGUCACGAUGAGGGACGGCAAGGACGUCAAGACACUGACGGUCCCAUUUGAAGUCAAGACGGGCAAGCACGCCAACAGCAACCACAUGGCCCAAACCGCGCUCUACAACCUCCUUCUUUCCGACCGAUACGAUCUCAACAUUGUCUACGGUAUCCUCUACUACAUGGAAACGUCACAAACCAUGCGCAUCCCAACGAUUCGGCACGAGUUACGACACAUGAUCAUGCAGCGGAACCAGUUAGCGUGUCAUAUCCGAGAACGCAGCGUUCAGCUCCCAUCGAUGAAGAGGAGCAAGAAUAUGUGCGGAAAGUGCUAUGCGAAGACGUCUUGUUUCAUUUACCACAAGUUGGCCGAUGGCGGUGAUGGGGAGACGAGCGGCAUGGACAAGGGUUUCGACGAGGUUGUCAAGCACCUUACGCCGAAGCAUCAAGAAUUCUUCCUUAAAUGGGAGAAUCUCUUGACCAAAGAAGAGAAGGAAACGCAGAAAUUGAAAAGGGAACUCUGGACGAUGGUGAGCCAGGACCGGGAGAAGGUGGGAAGAUGCUUCUCCGACGUCAUCAUCGAAGAGGGUUCUUGGUCCGAGGCCCUUGGAACCUCAAAGAUCAAUCGCUUCAGCUAUACCUUCGUCAAACGAGCUCCGAACCCAAGCCAUUCUUUCCUGGAGUCUCAACUGGCUGUCGGGGAGCCCAUUGUCGUAUCGGACGAGCAAGGCCAUUUUGCCCUUGCCCUGGGCUACGUUACCUCCGUUCGCAAACAAAGGAUUACUGUUGCAGUCGACCGGCGCCUACACAACGCACGCAUCAAACAACCGGGUUUUGACGAAUCUGACAACCAGGUGUUUGCUAGCAUCAUGGAGGUUGUCCCAGAGGGCUGCACCGCAGAUCAAUCUCAGGGCAAGAUCAAACAGGCGCCUAUCCGAUAUCGACUCGAUAAGGACGAAUUCAGCAAUGGCAUGGCUACUGUCCGCAACAACCUCGUUCAGACCAUGGCCGAAGGCGUCUUCGGGUCUCGAGAGAUUCGACGUGCCGUGGUGGACCUAGUGCCGCCGAGGUUCAAGACAGCGCCUACACAAUACGUUGUCGCCGACAGACAGUCCCUGAACGUCGACCAGCACAGAGCCAUCGAGAAGGUGAUGAGCGCCGAGGAUUACGCGCUAGUGCUUGGUAUGCCUGGUACGGGCAAGACGACCACCAUCGCUCACAUCAUUCGGGCUUUGGUGUCUCAAGGCAAGAGUGUUCUACUUACUUCAUACACGCACACCGCUGUCGACAACAUUCUUCUGAAGCUUAAAAACGACAAAACGCCGGUUCUACGUCUUGGAGCACCCGCCAAGGUUCAUCCAGAGGUUCAACAGUUUGCAAUUCUGGCUGGUCAACCUAUGAAUUCCUUCGAACAGAUCAAGGAAGCUUGGCACGACACGCCGAUCGUAGCAACCACUUGCCUCGGCGUUGGACAUGCGCUUUUCAACGAACGCACUUUUGACUACUGCAUUGUCGACGAGGCGUCCCAAAUCACACUGCCAAUCUGCCUCGGACCGAUCCGGAUGGCCAAGACAUUUGUUCUCGUCGGAGACCAUAACCAACUUCCGCCCCUCGUUCAAAAUGAAGAGGCCCGGGAGGGCGGUCUUGACGUGAGCUUGUUCAAGCUUCUCUCUGACACGCACCCGGAUUCAGUGGUCAACCUGGAGCAUCAGUACCGCAUGUGUGAAGACAUCAUGACCCUCAGCAACACACUCAUCUACCAUGGGCGACUGCGAUGCGGUACUGAAGAGUUGCGUUUUAAGAAACUCGACGUGCCAAACAUGAACGCAAUCAAGAACCUCCACUACGACUCGACGUCGAUGCUCAGGCUAGGGACAUCGAAGCCAUUUUGCACAUCCAUGGCUGAAAGCUGCUGCUGGCUACGAGACUUGAUAGACAGCGAAGCUCGGGUAAGGUUCGUCAACACCGACACCCUGCAACCUCUCACUCGAGAGGAGGCGAAGGGCAAUCGGAUCGUCAACCCUGCUGAGGCACGCAUCGUUGUUCAGCUCGUCGAGAGCCUUCUUACGGUAGGGGUGCCUGACGGAGAAAUCGGAGUGAUGACACAUUAUCGCUCUCAACUGUCAUUGCUGAAGCAUGGUCUCCGUGGCCAUGUAGGCGUGGAGAUGCACACUGCCGACCGAUUCCAGGGGCGAGACAAGGACGUUGUCAUUCUCUCGUUGGUUCGCAGUAACGAGAACUGCAGUAUUGGCGAGCUGUUGAAAGACUGGCGACGCAUCAAUGUCGCCUUCACUCGUGCCAAGACUAAGCUACUUGUUAUUGGAAGCAAAAACACCUUGAAGGGCAGCGGAAAGGCCGAAAUGCUCAGCAAGUUCAUCGGUCUAAUGGAGGAACGAGACUGGAUCUACGACUUGCCGCCUGACGCUCUGGAGAGUCACUUCUUCGAUGACGCAGCAACACAAUUGACCGCCAGCGGAAUCUCUCCCAACAAGGUGAGAAACACCAGCCUAAAAUGGGGGACCAAUCCAUGCAAAGGUCCGAAAUUGGGCCUGGGCGUCGACAAAGAGAAUCGUCGACCUGAGCCCAAGAGGGCAAGAAUUGGAGAAAAGACAAAAGCGUUUGCAGCAUCGAGAGCAUUUGGUGUGCAUCGAGCUGUUGGAAAGUCGGCUGCCAACGACGCAAACUCCGACUACCGCGCGCCCGCGAAACGCAACCCCCAAACCCCGCCUAAUCCAUUACUAGAUCUACGUCAACUGGGUCGUCUCAAAUCUCCCACCCCCGCGAAGCACGAGGAACCUUGUCCAAACCGAACGAUGACGGCGAUACGUCCGACUACGGCCAUCCGCGCCGCCCGCGCCAUCAAGACCACCGCUCCAUCCGCGAGGGCCUUCUCUGUGACGGCCCGCCGCGCAGGCGGCGGCUCCGACUUUGACCCUCCUACCGGCUGGCUCUGGGGCGUCAAGCCCGGCGAGAAGUACGAGAAGGAAGGCUGGGAGACGCCCUUCUACACCCUCUUCUGUGGAGGCAUCAUUGCUACCGGCGUUGUCCUUGCCUUCAAGCCUGACACUUCCCUCGACACCUGGGCUCUCGAGGAGGCCAGACGGAGAUUAGAAAAGGAGGGCAUCCUGCCGGACCCCGAGAAGUGA